Messenger RNA from Chironomus riparius, 1417 nucleotides. The record is from the annotation of a GenBank genome assembly. Lineage: Eukaryota; Metazoa; Arthropoda; Insecta; Diptera; Chironomidae.
AUGAGGGUGUUUUCUUUAGAAAGUCUGUGCUGCAAUUUUUAAUUUGACGAGUUAUUUUAGUGUAUUUACCUAAUAUUCAAUUCAAUUAAGCUUCAUAAAGGUCUUAAGUUUUGGAAUCUGAUAAUAUUCCCAAAAAGCAAGCAUAAUUAAUAGCUGAAAAUGGCCCAGUCACCAAAGUCGCCUAGUGCUCAAGCAAAAUUUAACUAUGAUCAAAAUAAGGAUGAUUCCUCAUUCUGGGAGAAAUUCUCAACGCUAGGCAGAAAGAAGAAGAUCAAGGAAGUUCAAGAGGUCCAGGAAGAAGGAAAGUAUGCAAUUGAUAGUCCUGGGAAACCAAAUGCACCUGAAAUUCCUCCAGAAGAUUACAAUUUAGAGGAUAAUGAGCAACGUUCAAUCAUUCAGCCACAAUGUCUUAAUCAACCAAAUGUUCGGGACUUACUUCAAGUUUUGACUGAUUGGAUGAAUGAUGAACUUGUUGAGGAGAGAAUUAUUGUCACCAAUAUUGAACAAGAUUUGUACGAUGGUCAAGUUCUCCAUAAAUUAUGGGAGAAAUUGACUGGAAAUACGUUGAAUGUAUUGGAAGUAACUCAAUCUGAAGAAGGGCAAAAACAAAAACUCUCAGUCGUCCUUAAUGCCGUCAAUCAUACAUUGGGUUUUCAUCACACAAAUCCAAAGUGGACAGUCGAAAGUGUUCAUUCUAAAAACGUUGUUGCCAUAUUGCAUCUUCUUGUUGCUCUAGUUCGUCAUUUUAGGGCUCCGAUUCGUCUUCCAGAGAAUGUUUCAGUUACGACUGUUAUCGUUAAAAAAAGUGGCCCCAAAUUGACAGCCGAGAAAUUCGAGGAACAAAUAACUGCAGUCUAUGAGGAUGUUGGAAUGAGAUGUGAAAGGGAUGCAUUUGAUACUCUCUUCGAUCAUGCUCCGGAAAAGCUUCAAGUCGUUAAAAAAUCACUAGUCACUUUUGUCAAUAAGCACUUGAAUAAGCUUAACUUCGAAGUUGUUGAUUUAGGAUCGGACUUUCGAGAUGGUGUCUACUUGUGCCUUCUUAUGGGUCUACUCGGUGGAUUUUUUGUGCCUCUACAUGAAUUUCAUUUGACUCCAAGAGACAACGAACAAAUGAUUCAUAAUGUUGCAUUCUCAUUUGAUUUAAUGCAGGAUGUCGGAUUAGCGAAGCCAAAAGCUCGUCCCGAAGAUAUCGUCAAUAUGGAUCUUAAGUCAACACUUCGUUGUCUCUACAAUCUCUUCACCAAAUACCGAAAUAUCGCCUAAAAUUGACUCAACGAAUCACGAACGAAUAAUUUGAUUGUGGCCAAUUAAUUUCUUACUUAUUUUAGUAUUAACUGACUAUCGUUGUUUGUGCCUUAAAUGUUUUCUCACAAUUAAAAAGUUUUAUUUUCUAUACAUAUAUUAGAUGUAAUAAUAA